UAAGCAGAACGUUGCAGAGACGGUGACUUGGUGAGUUUUGCUGUUAAAUAUAAUCAAAAUACCAAGGAAAUGGCUGAGAAAGUCGCUCUGGUUGAAAGUUUCCUGAGUUGCCAUGUGUGUUCAGAGACUUUCAAAGAUCCUGUGUCUCUGAGCUGCAACCACAGCUUCUGUUCAAGCUGCCUGAAAAAAUUCUGGGAACAAGCUAAAAACAAAAACUGUCCCAUUUGUAAAAGGAAAUCCUCAGAGGCUUUUCCAACUGUAAACUUUGCACUGAAGGAACUGGCUGAUUCCUUUGCUGGGAGACAGAAAUCUGGAUCAUCUGAGACAGAACUGGGAGAGAAGAAGGUGGAGGUGGUUUGUAGUAAACAUCAAGAAGAGACUAAAUUGUUCUGUAUGGAUGAAGAUAGAGCUGUGUGUCCUGUCUGUGAGUUUUCUCUCCACCACGGUCACAAGGUGGUUCCUGUAGAACAAGCAGUCAGUGACCUGAAGGAGCAGCUGAAAUCUGACUUAAAGUCUCUGCAGGACAAGAGGAACAAAUACAAACAAGUGGAGAAAACAUACAGUGAAAUGACUGAAAUCUCCAAGGAGCAGCUGUCGUCCACAGAGAGGCAGAUCAGAGCAGAGUUCAACAAGCUCCACCAGUUCCUGAAAGAGGAAGAGGAGUCCAGACUGGCAGCUCUGAGGGAGGAAGAGGAACAGAAGGGGAAGACUAUCAGCAGAGGGAUGAAGAUGAUUCAGGAGCAGAUCUCCUCUCUGUCAGACAGUAUCUCUGCUGUUGAAGAAGACCUGCAGAAACACAACGUGCCGUUCCUCAGCAGUUAUAAAGCCACUCAGACCAGAGCCACAGCCCAGUGCUCACUGUCAGAUCCACAGCUGCUCUCAGGAGCUCUGACAGAUGUGGCCAAACACCUGGGCAACCUAUCCUUCAGAGUCUGGGAGAAGAUGAAGGAGAAGGUCCACUUCAGUCCUGUCAUUCUGGACCCAAACACUGCAAGCCCCUGGCUCCAUCUGUCUGAUGAUCUGACCAGUGUGAGACAUGGGGACACAAAGCAGCAGCUCCCUGACAAUCCAGAGAGAUUCACUCAGUAUGUCACUGUUCUGGGCUCUGAGGGCUUCAGCUCAGGGAAACACAGCUGGGAGGUGGAGGUGGGAGACCAUCCUGACUGGAUUGUGGGUUUGACUAAAGAGUCAGUUGACAGGAAGGGAGAGUGUCCUGCUUCACCAGAAUAUGGAAUUUGUUGUUUAUCACAUGAUGAUGAUGAAUACACCAAUGGUGAUGGUGAGACUGUCCCAGUGAAGAAGAGUCUCCAGAGGAUCAGAGUCCAGCUGGACUAUGACAGGGGGGAGGUGUCCUUCUACGACCCUGAAGACACGACUCACAUCUACACUCACAGAGACACUUUUACUGAGAAACUCUUCCCAUAUUUUAAUAUUGGAGAAGCUGGUGACGCCAAAACCUCUGUUAUCAAACUAUGUCACACUGAGAUUUCUCUGUGAUGUUCAGGGAUGUUAGUUUUUCUCUCAUGAUGGUUUGAGGUUUAUUACACUUUAAACUCAUCAUCACACUUUACAGCCAAGCUGCUUCUACAUCUGCUCACCUGUCAUUUAGUCUUUAAAACAGAUGUGAUUUGGUGUUGAGGGUUACUAAAACAUUUAGCUCCUUGUUUCUGUGCUCUGAAAUGAAUUAUCCAGAAUUGUGUUGAUGUACAAAACUGAAAACAUGAACAACUCAACAACUGUUUUCAACUGAAUCAGAUCAGGUGAUAAACUUUUAUACAGCUGCAAAUCAAGACAGAUUUUAAAUAAUAUCAUCAUCAUCUGCUUUAGUUUUUAAGAUUUCUGAUUAAUUGUUGUUUAAUUAUUUUAUUUAUGAAGAGAAUUGAUCUGUUGUUGAGGGCCACAGAAACUUUACUGUCUGAAAUUGAUCGUGUAAAAUGAUUUUUAUCUUCAAUUGUUGUUGUCAUGGAAACUCCUUGUAAAUACAUGAAAAUCCAAACUGUUGUUUUUAUAUGAAAAUCAUUUAGUCACAGUUUUGUUUUCUUUGGCUCAGAUUUAUUCAUGAUGGUAACUCCUGCUGUCGAUUUUCAGCUUUUUAAAAAUAGAUUUAGUUUGCAGGUUUGUUGGAUCUUUAUUCUUAAAAUAAAGAUUAAUAUCCAAGAAAAUGUGACAACAAACUGCUGAAGCUGUAUCACAUCAUUAGGAAACAAACUUUACAAAUCAGAGCUGUUCAUUAUCCUGGUUCUCAGCAUCUUGUUUUGAGUCAAACAACAUUGUAUAGUAGUUUAUAUCCACUGUCCUGAUGCUCUGACUGUUUCACUUCUGUGACAGUUUGUUCAUCAGCAGUUUUACUUUUUGAUCUUCUUGUGUCAUUUGAUGAGUUUUGGAUCUGUAGUUUUAUUCUUUGGAAACAGAUUUUUUAAUAGAGAUUUAUUUUAAUUAAGUAUUUAAUUACACUGCCUCUUCAUACAUUAUUUGUCAUUUUUGUAUCGGUCUACUUGGUCAAUGACAUGAACGCUAAAUGUCCAGUUCAUAAUGGUGAGAUAUAGGUUUAUCAAAUGUACAUCUUAUGGAUGCUACUUUAAAUGAUGUGUAAAUAAAUCAGCAGCAGUUUUUACUUAGAUUUUUUUUGGGACAGGAAAUGAGAUUUAUUUUAUGAUUUUGUUUCCGUUUCUGAUAAUCGUCAUUUUAGAAAACUCAGUGUGAAUUACAGUAUAUUUGUAUGUAUAUCAUAAAGCAGCACAUUACUUCAUCUUGACCUAUUGAUGGUUUAAACUUCAUUCUAGUUUUCAAAGCAACAAAUUUCUUCCUGAAACUCUUUUGGUCUGUUUUCAGAACACAGUUUAUCUAAAUCUCAGUAUCUGCUCUUCAACUUUUAUUUACAAAACAAAACUCAAGAUAUUUCCUUUUGUGACGUCACAUGAAAACAAACUUGAAAUAAUCCUAAAUAUGUAAAACUAUUUGAAGAAUAAAUCAUUGCAUGUUGGAGAAAGGUUGUACAACUUGUUUAAUUUUGUUGGAGUUGCAUUGAUUUUCACAGCUGCUCACUGUGUGUGAUCUCACAGUUAGAAACAGUCAGAAAUCAGAUCUGAAGAUGGAUCGUUUCUCUGUUACAGAUCUGCCACAAUCCUGUAGUUUAUCAUUAGAAAGUUACAGAAGGUCAUUAAACAACUUCUCUUCCUGCCUGGACGACAUUUCUUCAAUCCUCAUUGUUUUCCUGUUUGAUUUUAAUGAGAAAUAAGAAAUCGACAGAACAUUCAUGUUUUGUUCACAAUAUAAAAAUCUGAUCAUUAGUUAUUUGUGAGUCAUUUGUCAAUCUCAUUAUAAUCAGUCCGACCAGUGCAUGAUGGGAUAUAUACUCAUGUCCUCCUGUGACCCUGAACAGAGAGAGACAGUAAAUGACAUAUGACUGAGUGAUUGAAUGAAGAAGUGAAUCAGUGAGAACAUGUGGGGCAAAGAAAAGAAAAAACAUCUGCACAAGAUUAACAAGAAGAAAGAAGAUCUGAGGGUUGAAUUAAAACUUUGUAGCUGCAUUUGAAGUUAAUACCUGCAACAUUUAAUUUGUC
Messenger RNA from Seriola aureovittata, 3563 nucleotides. Its product is annotated as nuclear factor 7, brain-like. NCBI's taxonomy places the organism in Eukaryota, Metazoa, Chordata, Actinopteri, Carangiformes, Carangidae. The transcript has a single exon. Bases 70 to 1497 code for a protein of 475 amino acids. Gene Ontology annotation, molecular function: zinc ion binding; protein binding. The record is from RefSeq and is a predicted model, not a curated record.